UGUGCAGAUCGGACUCGGCAACCUCGCUAAGGCGGGUACUGCUCCCGCAGACCCAGCAUCUACGUGGUCGCCACCUGCGUCGGCUGGCAAGCAGUGGCUCGGCUACUACAAGUCUAACAGAUGUGGCCGCGGCUCGGAGGAGGAACGAGGGAAGCGCAGAUCUCACUUCUUCUCUUUGGAAUCGCUCUCGGCGCCGAUAUGUGGUACGACCAGCCGAGCAUUGCCUGGGUCAUCAUUGCAACAACGGUCUUCGGAUUUCUGUUCUAUUCCCUGACGGUGAUGGCAUGUUUGAUAUCUCCUGCUUGUCCAUUUCAGACACCAACAUCGACGAUGUUACGCAUGUUGCGCAUCGACAGGGUUCUACGGCUGGUGUUCAAACGAGCCUCCAGUUAUUCCCAGCAGCUCAUGAAGUCGCUGCACGGCGUGCUGAAACGAUUGCUUGGCAUUAUCAGGUCAGGAUGUACCCAACUGUCUGCAGUAUUUAGAGGCCCUGUACAUGCGAUUGGCGCAUUCGCAGAGCGAUCUCUUCAGCAGUUAAUCACUAGUCUUCAUCACUGGUUGCAUUUUGUCCUGCGCUUUUCCACCAAGGUCGUGGACUCGGAAGCACAAUUGCUUGAACCGAAUUUAGAUGUUUCGUCGGGCAAUGACCACAUUCUCGCCCUCCCUGACAUACCUACCAGCAAGCUGGAAGCACCUAGUGUCAAGUGGCUGCUCGAGACGUCUACGGAUCCUGAAGUAUUUCUUGCCGCUGCCAGCCUUGUUCCGCAAGUCGAAUGGCCCCUGGAUCUUGACGUUUCAGAUAUGCUGCAUCAGCUGUAUGAUAAUUAUACGAGCUGCGUCGGCUUCCAUGGGCAAAUUAUGCCGUCGUUGGAGGAAAAGGCCUCAGCUUGUAUAAUGGCUAUGAGUCAUUUAUAUUGUGGCCGCGUUCUUCAGGCAUAUCCUACCCAUGGCGAAUUUCUUGGUUUCAGGGAAAGAGAUUAUGACACGUUUGACCGGAUGGCUCUGAGGGACAUGGGUCGAGCCGACAGGAUGGUGCUUAACACGACUAAGAAUCUUUGUCUUUUGCAAGAUGAAGAUCGCAGAUUUCAGUGGUUUCUGUUGUAUGAUUGUCCCGACUCUGUGGCGGAGUGGAUGUCACAUUCUCUUCCUUAUCACUUUGUCACUGGGCGAGCGAAUGAAAGAGUGGAAAAAUUCGCCAUAGAGGUGAUAUCGAAACUGCUAUCAUCUACAUCCUCUCCAUCGAAUCAAAUCAUAGCCAAUUGCGCUCUUCUUGCUUGCGUCAUGGUCGGGGUUCAGUUUGACAAGAAGGACAUAGUUCGGGUUGAUAAAAGGUGCCAUCGACUCAUUUGGUGCUUCUGCUAUAGCUAACUAAGACACUGUGUAGUUCUGCCCUGCCUCGAUUUGCGAAUGCCCUUUUGGAGCAAUUCCAAACUACUCUCUGGGCAUGGUAUGGAGGUGAUCUCAGCAAUGACAACACAUGCGUCACACCGAGUUGGGCAUGUGACUUCAUCAAAGUCGUUUGUCUGGUGCUCGAGUCUACCAAAAAUUACUAUAAUCCUUUAUUGCACGACGUGCGGAACCUGGACGUGUGCAGGAAGAUUUCCUCACGAAUAAGGUCAUCCCAGGCCGGACAAAAUCCUC
Messenger RNA from Suillus plorans, 1641 nucleotides. RefSeq lists its product as uncharacterized. The transcript is spliced from 6 exons. Bases 121 to 1368 code for a protein of 415 amino acids. The record is from RefSeq and is a predicted model, not a curated record. NCBI's taxonomy places the organism in Eukaryota, Fungi, Basidiomycota, Agaricomycetes, Boletales, Suillaceae.